Messenger RNA from Parathielavia appendiculata, 1426 nucleotides. Its product is annotated as Mov34-domain-containing protein. Gene Ontology annotation, molecular function: protein binding; proteasome binding; metallopeptidase activity. Gene Ontology annotation, cellular component: proteasome regulatory particle, lid subcomplex. The transcript has 3 exons. Gene Ontology annotation, biological process: protein deubiquitination; proteasome-mediated ubiquitin-dependent protein catabolic process. The record is from RefSeq and is a predicted model, not a curated record. Bases 213 to 1226 code for a protein of 337 amino acids. Lineage: Eukaryota; Fungi; Ascomycota; Sordariomycetes; Sordariales; Chaetomiaceae.
GCUCCAAGAUCCAAACACCAGCAAUAAUCAGGCCCAGCUCCCAUUCCAUCACGGCGACAAAACAUCGAUUCUUGACGUGAAUUUCUUCCACAAAUACAACCAAAUUUCCCAGGCCGUCUACUGCGCCAGCUCCAUAGGACUUGUUCUUGUCAAUCACACAUCUAGCACCGCACUUUUCACCCAUUGCUGCCGUUGCGACCAGCUGCAGAAUCAUGGAGCGCUUCAGGAGCCUACUCGGCGGCGGCAUGAAUCUGGGCGGUGCUGCGCCAGGGACAGAUAACACGAACUUGAUCGACAAUUCCGAGACGGUCCAUAUCUCCUCCCUUGCCCUGCUCAAGAUGCUCCGACAUGGUCGUGCCGGUGUGCCGAUGGAAGUUAUGGGUCUGAUGCUGGGAGAGUUCGUUGACGAUUUCACCGUCCGAGUUGUGGAUGUGUUUGCGAUGCCACAGAGUGGAACGGGCGUCAGCGUAGAAGCCGUCGACCCUGUUUUCCAGAUGAAGAUGAUGGACAUGCUCCGGCAAACUGGCAGGCCCGAAUCUGUCGUCGGCUGGUACCACUCCCAUCCAGGCUUCGGCUGUUGGCUGUCCUCGGUCGACAUAAACACCCAACAGAGCUUCGAGCAGCUCACCCCGCGCGCCGUCGCCGUGGUUGUCGAUCCGAUCCAGUCGGUUAAGGGCAAAGUCGUCAUUGAUGCAUUCCGACUCAUCAACCCGCAGUCCCUGAUGAUGGGACAGGAGCCCCGCCAGACCACAUCAAAUCUGGGCCACCUCAACAAGCCCUCGAUCCAAGCGCUUAUCCACGGCCUCAACCGACACUACUACUCGAUCGGAAUCAACUACCGAAAAACAGCCCUCGAGGAGAACAUGCUGAUGAACCUGCACAAGCACCCGUGGACAGAUGCGCUGCAGAUGGAAGACUUCCGGGCCGAAGGCCAGCGGACAAAGGAGCGCCUCGAGAGGCUGGUCAGCCUCGCCGAGGGCUACGAGAAGAGGGUCAAGGAGGAGACUGAGCUCACCAAGGAGCAGCUAAAGACGCGCUACGUUGGCAAGCUGGAUCCCAAGAAGCACUUGGAGGAUGUCGGCCAGCAGUUGAUUGAGGACAACAUCGUUGCUGUGUCGAGGCAAAUGAUUGACAAGGAGGCAACGAUGGCGAAGAAGGACACACCGACUGGGGCGAACGGGCAGCCGAACGGCGACCAGAUGGACGUGGAAGAAGAGGAACUUUGAUAGUCACGACAAAUUCGGCAUACAAAACCCUCGGUCGGGCGAACGGUCAUCUGGGCCAGGCGUUGUAUGACUAGGCGUUUGGGAAGGGUAACGGAGCUAGACUGGUAGCCAUGUACAUGGCUCAUUCUGGCACCUCGUUGGUUGCUAUGACUUGUCGAGAAUGUCCAUGGCAGUCUAUGUGUGGUGGCUGCUGUAUCUGG